AUGGCGGACGGGCACUCGUCGCAGGGAGCUCCGGGGAGCCCCAUCUGUGGCAGCCACGACAGCGGAGGAGAUCAAAGCCCGCGCUGCGGAGUCGGUGAGCCGGAUAGGUUUCUUCCUAUUGCGAAUAUCAGCAGGAUCAUGAAGAAGAGACUUCCCGCGAAUGGGAAGAUUGCUAAGGAUGCCAAGGAGACGGUGCAGGAAUGUGUUUCCGAGUUUAUUAGCUUCAUCACCAGCGAGGCAAGUGACAAGUGCCAGAGAGAGAAAAGGAAAACAAUCAAUGGGGAUGAUUUGCUAUGGGCUAUGGCAACUUUAGGAUUUGAAGACUACAUUGAUCCUCUUAAGGUGUACCUGAAUAGGUACAGAGAGAUGGAGGGUGAUACUAAGGGAUCAGCCAAAGGUACAGAUGGAUCUGCAAAGAAAGAUGGAUUACAGCAGCAAAUUCCGAGUUCUCAGCUUCUUCACCAGGGUUCAUUCUCACAAGGCAUGAAUUACAUAAAUGCUCAGCAACAAGCUCAACACAUGAUGGUCCCGAUGCGAGGCAUGGACUAGAAAUGGAUUAUCACCUUGGACCAAAUUAAAACCGCC
Molecule: messenger RNA, 585 nt
Organism: Salvia splendens (bonfire salvia)
Lineage: Eukaryota; Viridiplantae; Streptophyta; Magnoliopsida; Lamiales; Lamiaceae
Product: nuclear transcription factor Y subunit B-8
Exons: 8
Coding region: 1-549 (182 amino acids)
Biological process (GO): regulation of transcription by RNA polymerase II
Cellular component (GO): CCAAT-binding factor complex; nucleus
Molecular function (GO): protein heterodimerization activity; DNA-binding transcription activator activity, RNA polymerase II-specific; RNA polymerase II cis-regulatory region sequence-specific DNA binding
Source: RefSeq, a predicted model, not a curated record